UGCAGUUCAUACGAUGUCUGAUAAACUCUGCAUUGCGGUUAAUUUUUUAUUUUAUUUCUUUGUAGAGAGAUUAAUGGCCUCAUUGUGAUGUUUUAAUCACAUUAGCAUUUACAUUGAAUUAAAAUAGCCAUGUUCUUGUGAUGCUUGUAAAUCCGAAUCAUACUUGCUCCACCCAAGUACCAGGCGGAUCUUGGGAAAUAUGUCAUUUGGAGCGCGCACGGUGGUGGUAGCAACCUUCUUAUUAUAGCUCAAUGGCAGAAACACACAUCAGCAAACUCAAAGGAUACGUGGAUUCUCAUUGAAUAAUUGUAUGGCUCGUGGCUGGGUGAAAGCCCAUGGUGACACACAUUUACCAACAAACUGAAACCGCAUAAGAGGACAGAUGACUCGACACGAACAUAAUUAUUUUCAUGGGACACAGAGAUAUGCUUCUUUUUGUUUGUAUUUGCUGACUACUGAAUGAAUCAUUGAUCACGGACUGCUAGUUAGCAGGUAGACAUUCCGGAAUUUCUGGCCAGCUGCAUUGCCAAGGUCCUAUAGGUAUUUGGAUUGGCUGUGGUUGUAACUAUAACAUACUAGGCUCGGAUACAACAAUCAGGUCAAUUGGACGGAUUCUCAUUCUAGCUACAUUCAUCCAUUCCAUGUUUACUCGGAGGUGUAUCAAAUUGGCUGGCUAGUUAACGAGCUAGCUAGCCAAACACACCGAGUCGGGACGGGAUUAUAAUAUUCCACGUUGCUAGCUACUGUAUUGUUUCCCUCCAGGAAUUUGGAUUUAUUUUACUAGAACAUUAACAGUACUUCGCUAUAGAUAUCUUUGGGCCAAUCCCUUUGAAACUUUACACCGAGAUUUCCCUCAACAGCUAUAUUUAUAAACGAAUGAAUUUAAAAGCUACUACAGCUAGCUAGUGUUGUUCGAUUUGGAAAAUGGAUGCGGGUAUUGAAAAGGAAUGCAGCGCUCUGGGAGGGCUCUUCCAGAUCACCAUGAACGACAUGAAGGCUAGUUAUCCAGCCUGGGAGGACUUUGUAACCAAAGGAGUUAAGCUGCAAUCCCAGCUAAGGGCAACCGUCAUCGUCACGAGCUCUUUCCUGGAUGCCUUUCAGAAGGUUGCAGAUAUGGCGACUGGAACAAGAGGGGCGACAAAAGAGAUUGGCUCAGCCUUGACGAGAAUGUGCAUGAGGCACAGAAGCAUAGAGUCCAAACUGAAGCUCUUCACCACGGCACUAACAGAUACCCUGAUCAACCCCCUGGAGCUGAAGAUUGAGGAGUGGAAGAAGGUGGCCAGUCAGUUGGACAAGGACCAUGCCAAAGAAUACAAGAAGGCCAGAGCAGACAUAAAGAAGAAAUCCUCAGAUACAAUCAAGCUGCAGAAGAAGGUUAAGAAAGGAAAGGACGAGGUGCGUGGGCAGCUGGACAGCGCCCUGCAGGAGGUGAACGUACGCUAUGCUGUGCUGGAGGAGACUGAGAAGAGGGCCGUGUGCCGGGCGCUCAUCGAAGAGAGGGGCCGUUACUGUGCCUUUGUCAGCAUGCUCAAACCUGUGCUGGAUCAUGAGAUUAGCAUGCUGGGAGAAGUGACCCACCUGCAGACCAUCCUAGAAGACCUGAGCAGCCUGACGGCCGAGCCCAGCAAACUGCCCCUCGCCAGCGAACAGGUGAUCUUGGAUCUGAAGGGAUCUGAAUACAGCUACAGUUACCAGACGCCCCCUGCCUCCCCCAGCAACACGCUGUCUCGCAAGAGCAGCAUCAGCAGUAACUACAACUCUAUUAGGUACGUCCCCUCUCUGGACUCCAUCGCUACCUCGGUGGACAGCAUUCACCUUUGCCUGCCCUCCAUGGACCCAACACAGUAUUUGUUUCAGGAGUUGAGCGGGCCGUGGUCGGGGCAGAUCGGGCCGGGCACAGAGAAUGGCACGGCCAUGCCCCCUCCACACAACGCCUACACACAGCACGGAGAGAGAGCGCGCACCAUGUCCACAUCCGGAAAGCUGGCCCUGACCCUGGGCGGUGGGCUCAACUCAGAGGCCCCCCACACCAGUCGCGACUCCCUCCACUGCUCUAGUGGCUACAGCACGCAGACCACCACGCCCUCCUGUUCCGAGGACACCAUUCCCUCUCACGCUGUAAAGAAAGAACCGACUCUUUAUGACUACGACUACAUCUCCCUGCACGGGGGCGAGGAGUUGCACCACAGCCCGCCCGACUUCGACAAGUCCUCCACCAUCCCGCGCAACAGCGACCUCAGCCUGCAGUACCGCAAGAUGUUUCAGAGCAAGCGGCCCGCCUCAACCGUCAGCCUGCUCGCUGAGCCCGAGCCGCUGGGCCUGCGCCAGAUGCACACUGCCACCAUCCGCCGCAAGCCCUCAUCCAAGCCCACCUACCGCCGUGGCACCAUCAGUGGCGGCGUACCUAUCCCUAUCUGCACCCCCCAGGUUCCCUUCAAAGCCUUGGGGGGAGGUGUAGGUGGAGGCAACGGUGGUGGAGGGGGGAAGAGCGGGAGCGACGAGAAUGUGGGGCCUCCAGAGAGCAGUGUGGGGAAGGGCGUGAUUGGCAUGAGCAGAACGGUGGACCACGAGUUGGUCCUCGCCAAGCAUAGUCUGUGCACUUCCACCCAGAGCCUGAGCACCAUGCCCUCGCAUCACUCAUCAUCCACGUCGCCCUACUACUCUCUGAUCCCGGGCCAGGCGCCAGUGCCCGUGGGCAGCUCAGAGCAGCUGUACCAGCUGAGCAAGCAGCAGCAGUACGCCCUGCACCAGCAGCAGCAGAAGCAGUACCAGCACCUACAGUACAACCAGCAGCAGCAGUUCCAGCCACCCCAGACACAACAGUUGCAACCAGCAGCCCAGACACAACAGCAGUUUCAACUACAGCAACAACAACUACAGCAGCAGCAACAGUUACAACAACAGCAGUACCAGCAGACACCACAACCGCAACAGCAGAAGCUCCAAUAUCAAAAGCAGCAGCAGCAACAGUUUCAGCGCCAGUCUCAUCUCCCACAACAGUACAACGCAUCUGGGCCUGGCAACCAGCUGGUGGAAAGCGGCCACUGCCCUCCCCCCCAGCAGCCCCCUGCCGCCCCAGACACACAGGACACAGAUGAGCCCUCGGGUGGUGGAGGUCACAUGGUCACCAUGAUCCGGGGAGUAAAACUGCGUCGGACUCUGACCAACGACCGCUCUGCCCCCUUCAUCCUCCUGCCCAACCAAUUCAAAUGAGCCCUUCCCUACCAGUGUAGGUUGUCGGACUCUGACCAACGACCGCUCUGCCCCCUUCAUCCUCCUGCCCAACCAAUUCAAAUGAGCCCUUCCCUACCAGUGUAGGUUGUCAUCGUUUUGUUUUACGGUUCUUGCUUUUCUUUUAGCCCCGUUUUGAUUACAUUUCUCCUGAGAAAAUAAAGGAUGUUUCCUUUUUGGACGUUUUGUCUCGUGUAAAAGGGUUCCCUCUCUUCAAUCAAAUGUCCAGUAGCACUGUGUUUUAAACAGAUUGUUAUAAUAUCCCUCAGAGGGACUCGUAGGUGAAUGUGGCCUCUUUAUCGCUCUGUAAUUUAAGAUUUUUAUACAUACUGUACAAGGAUGCGUGUUGGCUAUAUACAAGAAUUUGAGCGCAUAAAUGAUAAGUUUUAUGUUUCUAUAUUGUUGAGGGGAAAAUGCCUUGCUUACGUAUUAGUCUUAUCACCUGUAUGGUUGGAACCAAUAAAAACCCACACAUAUGUAUAUAUUAGCGUGUUAUACGGAAAUCUUUAUUAUUUUUUUAUUAUUAUCAGUGUCAAUGACAGACUGAAACAGUGGAUGUGUAAUGAAUGACCCCUAGAGGAAAUUAAAGACUCAUAACUAGACCUAUA
Molecule: messenger RNA, 3839 nt
Organism: Oncorhynchus nerka (sockeye salmon)
Lineage: Eukaryota; Metazoa; Chordata; Actinopteri; Salmoniformes; Salmonidae
Product: protein MTSS 2-like
Exons: 14
Coding region: 925-3213 (762 amino acids)
Biological process (GO): plasma membrane organization; cell projection assembly
Cellular component (GO): cytoplasmic side of plasma membrane; actin cytoskeleton
Molecular function (GO): phospholipid binding; actin binding
Source: RefSeq, a predicted model, not a curated record